GUUUCAUGUCCAAAGACUAAGAUGAAUCCCUGCUGGAAUUUUAUUUGAGGCGCGGAAAAAGGGGGUCGGAGGCGCUGCAAGAAAGGCUGUCGUCAAGGCUCCUGCAAGAUGAUGCUGAGCCCGGACCAGGCGCUGGACUCGGACCACCCGUCGUCGGCGCCGUCGGACCCGGAGUCCCUGGAGGCCAAAGGGCUUCGCAGCUGCUGCGCCUCGGACUUGGAGGCGCCCGACGGCGACGGGGCGGGAGGCGGCGGCGGCGAGGGUCGCCCGGGGCCGCACCCGCAGCAGCCGCUGAGCCGCGAGGAGAAGCGCCGCCGGCGCCGCGCCACCGCCAAGUACCGCUCGGCGCACGCCACCCGGGAGCGCAUCCGCGUCGAGGCCUUCAACCUGGCCUUCGCCGAGCUGCGCAAGCUGCUGCCCACGCUGCCGCCCGACAAGAAGCUCUCCAAGAUCGAGAUCCUGCGCCUGGCCAUCUGCUACAUCUCCUAUCUCAACCACGUCCUCGACGUGUAGGACAGGCGCGCGCCUCCCUCCAGGGGCGGCGCCAGGCGGGGCGGAGAGGGCAAGAAACCCAGGGCCCGGGGUGGGGUUGACGGCAGUGGCAAGCCGGCAGGGGUCCCCCGAAGGCCAGUCCCAGGCUCCCCCGGCGCUUUGCAGAGGCGCUGUCCGCACUGGAAGCCAAGCGCACCGUGCGCUCCCUCUUGGCGCGCCUCUUCUUUCUGAUCCCCGCCCUGAAGCAACUCCCCCGCUCCGCGGUAGGGUCCCAAUUCAGCAAAGUGUUUAAGAUCCCGACGGCAGCUUGGCGGGAGAUCCCUUGGCUUUAAGCUCGUGCCUUAAAGGGCUUUCCUGAAUCGGGCCCUAACAGAGAAACUUGAAAUGGACCGGGUCCCUCCACCCGAGGGGGUUCCCAUGGGUGGGUUGCCGCGUGCCAGUUUCCCCCUACCCACCGGGCAGCCCCCAUUGCAGAAAGUGGAGAUCUCCUUUGAGGGGGGGCGGGCGGGAGGAAACAAAACCCACAAAAGACCCUGAACUGUCAAAGUGCCCCUUUCUCUAGAUCCAAAAAGUCUCGACUGCUUGCGACCUUAAAACAUGUGAUCCAGGAGUGCAGUUCAAAAGUAACUAUUUAUUUUUUAUUUUGGGUUAGCAGAAGUAGAGUAUUUUCCCCCGAGAUUAUUUUUUAAAAUUUUGGGAGUGGUAAAGGUUUUGCGUUGAAGACUUUUGUGCCAACUGGUUUUCUAUAGUCAAGUGUUUACAUUUUCUUCUUCUGUGGAAUAAUUGUCUGACUUUGGAAGUGUUUGUUGGGAACCAGAUUGUGGGUUUCGUCUUGCUCUGGGUUUAUUGGACCACUUCCCCUGUUUCUAAGCGUAUUUUAUAUAUUCAGACUUUGUCCUUGAGAAUUUAUUUUGUGUGUGGAAUCAAAACUAGCACUUCACUUGAAGUUUUUUGUUUUUUUUUAAAUGUGUAUGGUUAUUCUGACUUGUAAUUCUGUCUAAAAGGUAUUUUGCAAACCAUUUAUAAGGGAAGUAGUUUUUGUUUGUUUGUCCGUAUGUCUGUCUUUUUGUGAGCGUGUGUAUAUUUAUGUGUGUUUUUUACAGACUUUUUUGUUUUGUUCUUUUUAAGGGAAGAAACAGGACUACUUUCCUUUAUGACAACCAAAAAAGUUGACAACCAGAAAAUGUUUCAUGCUCUUUUGCUGUGAAUCUCUUAAAACAAAAGUACGUUUUAGAGAAAGAAAGAAAGAAAA
Messenger RNA from Podarcis muralis (Common wall lizard), 1744 nucleotides. RefSeq names its product nescient helix-loop-helix 2 (gene NHLH2). The record is from RefSeq and is a predicted model, not a curated record. NCBI's taxonomy places the organism in Eukaryota, Metazoa, Chordata, Lepidosauria, Squamata, Lacertidae. Gene Ontology annotation, molecular function: DNA-binding transcription factor activity, RNA polymerase II-specific; protein dimerization activity; RNA polymerase II cis-regulatory region sequence-specific DNA binding. Gene Ontology annotation, biological process: regulation of transcription by RNA polymerase II.